Rasamsonia emersonii CBS 393.64 is the source of this 360-nucleotide messenger RNA. RefSeq lists its product as uncharacterized. The transcript has a single exon. The record is from RefSeq and is a predicted model, not a curated record. NCBI's taxonomy places the organism in Eukaryota, Fungi, Ascomycota, Eurotiomycetes, Eurotiales, Trichocomaceae. The annotation marks the transcript as partial.
GGGGACGUGAGGACCUCCGGGUUCGCAACCACCAAGGGCGGUGGUAUCACGACGAGGAGGAGGAGGAUGACAGUGAUUAGUGGAUUGCGAAUCUGUUUGAUAAUACACUUAGCAACGAGUAUAUCGUCCGACAAGGCAGAGGGGUUGACUCACGGGUUCCUGAGGCGCAGAAAGGAGGAACGGUGGCGUGGCACCGUGGCACGAGGAUGGCCUCACCGCUUGGGAGUCGUCGCUCAUACGCUGAGCCUGUGCCAGGCCCGCGCUAGUGAAAGGAUCCACCAUCUGCCAAGCGAUCUCGUUCUUGCAUCGCAGAUAGCUCGAUUUGGAGUCCUGGACACGAUCAUGAUUGUUGCGAGUUAG